Molecule: messenger RNA, 799 nt
Organism: Suillus discolor
Lineage: Eukaryota; Fungi; Basidiomycota; Agaricomycetes; Boletales; Suillaceae
Exons: 1
Coding region: 287-514 (75 amino acids)
Source: RefSeq, a predicted model, not a curated record
CCUGCUUUGGUAUAUAAUAGCUAUGCAUGAGUUCUUACUUGUAUCAACACGACCAGUUUGGUCCGACAACCUUAUAACGACCUCAAGAAGACCUUCUUCCAAGCAACGAUUGUUUAACGCAUACGUUCUUGAACAAACCGCCGUUGACAUCGAUCGAGGGUCUACCAUCUGCGCACUGUGACAUAUUUGCAAAGCAGAUCUAGCUCGCAUAACCAUCCGCGUCGUCACGGGAAGACCAAUCAUUUUACGUGCUAUAAUAUCACAUCAUCACCAAUUCACGCACAUAAUGUCUCGCUAUAACAACUACACCACUCCACCCAGAUCACCAACCUUCGGCUUCUUCCCCACUGCACCCUCUUCCCCACACGCAUUCUCUGCUAUGCAGGGGAACCCGCGUGACUCACAUAACAUGUACUCGGCCCUGAGCUCAUCCAUGGGCUUCCAAUCAAGUAGCCAGCCCAGGCAGAGCAAUGGCGGGAGCUCGAACCCGCUGAUGAAGUUCUACAGAAAGUGAUACUUUCUCAUCGUCAUGAUUGUCAACUGUAUACAUCACGAAGGGUCACGUGUACCCAAAACCAUUGUAUCGAUAGCAUUGGAGCAAGACGGUUAUUGUUUUAUGGCCAAGGAGAUGAGGAACGGAGCGCGCAAAAAUAGGUACUUGCAGUGCAGGAUCACCCACUUCGUUCAAUUAUAACACUUAUUCCUCCUUGAAAUCCUUGUAUACGUACGCAUAGAACGCACAUAUUGUAUCUCUAUUGUUUCAUUCUGGAUGCUAUGAAUUUAUCCCUCCCUCAUCAAA